Messenger RNA from Astyanax mexicanus (Mexican tetra), 2064 nucleotides. RefSeq names its product RIO kinase 2 (yeast) (gene riok2). The coding region runs from base 128 to 1687 and encodes 519 amino acids. Gene Ontology annotation, cellular component: cytosol; preribosome, small subunit precursor; nucleus. Gene Ontology annotation, biological process: protein phosphorylation; maturation of SSU-rRNA. The record is from RefSeq and is a predicted model, not a curated record. The transcript has 10 exons. Gene Ontology annotation, molecular function: protein serine/threonine kinase activity; ATP binding. Lineage: Eukaryota; Metazoa; Chordata; Actinopteri; Characiformes; Acestrorhamphidae.
CGGCCGGGCUGCGGGACUCGUGUGUGUUCCUGCUGUUGACGGCGUGUUUGGGAGAGCGGAGGCCUAGCGGAGAGUUAUUAUUAUCACUAAUAAUUCUGAGAUCCGCUGUUCCUAAUCUUUUGUCAGUAUGGGGAAGCUGAAUGUGGUGGUGCUGAGAUAUCUGUCCCGGGAGGAUUUCAGGGUUCUGACCGCCGUGGAAAUGGGGAUGAAGAACCACGAGAUCGUACCGAUGAGCCUGAUCUCCUCCAUCGCCUCUCUGAGACACGGGGGCUGUAAUAAAGUGCUGAGGGAGCUGGUUAAACACAAGCUCUUAGCUUAUGAACGAUCCAAAACUGUGCAGGGCUACAGAUUAAAUUAUGGGGGCUAUGAUUACCUGGCUCUGAAGACACUGUCAUCCAGAGAUGUCAUUCUGUCUGUUGGGAACCAAAUGGGAGUUGGUAAAGAAUCAGAUAUUUACAUAGUAGCGAAUGCUGAAGGGGAACAGUUUGCUCUGAAACUCCAUCGGCUUGGAAGAACAUCGUUCAGGAACCUGAGGAAUAAGCGAGACUACCACAAACACAGACACAAGAUGUCCUGGCUCUACCUGUCCCGGCUCUCCGCCAUGAAGGAAUACGCCUACAUGAAGGCGUUGUAUGACCGGGGCUUCCCAGUUCCAAAACCAGUGGACUACAACAGACAUGCUAUUGUUAUGGAGCUCAUAAACGGAUAUCCUCUGUGUCAGGUGCGGGAGAUUGAAGACCCUGCUUCGUUGUACAGUGAAAUCAUGGAGCUGAUCGUGAAACUGGCUAAUCAUGGACUGAUCCAUGGGGACUUUAAUGAGUUCAACUUGAUGCUUGAUGACCGUGAUCAUGUGACCAUGAUCGACUUCCCACAGAUGGUGUCCACUUCCCAUCAAAAUGCAGAAUGGUACUUUGACCGUGAUGUCAAGUGCGUAAGAGAUUUCUUCAUCAAACGAUUCAACUAUGAAAGUGAAUUGUACCCAACAUUUAAAGAUAUCAGAAAGGCCUGCUCGCUUGAUGUGGAGAUCUCAGCCAGUGGUUACACAAAAGAGCUGCAGCAGGACGACCAGCUUCUCCACCCAGUUGGUCCAGAAGGUGAAGACAGUCAGAGUGGUGAUGAGGAGGCUGAUGAUCCCCUAGCACCAGAGCUGGCCUCCGAGGAGCCUAUUGACAUUGAAGAGUACAAACAUGCCAUGCUGGAACUUGAGGGGCUGAAGAUCAGUGAAGAGACUUUAUCAGGACAGAAAGAGGAAGUGGAACACGAGGACACUAGCUCUGCUCCUGACGUCUGCUCCGGGAACGUUCAGAAUGAAGUUACAGACAGUCCCAAACACUUGCAGAGCGAAGAGGAGCUUGAGAAUGAGGAUGAGGACGAGUGCCCGGACUUAGUUGAUCUUUCAGCUUGCAACAAAGAAUUCAAGCCUUUCAGAGAUGAAGACAGUAUGCUUCACAUUAAUGAACACAGGCGAAGAACAUCUAGUGAAACGUCCAUCGGAAGUGUUGCCAGCUGCUCCACGAUUCCCCCAGAAGUGAUCAGACAGAAAGUCAGGAGACAGCUCACAAAGCAGCAAAAGGCCGCUCAGAGACGACGCCUACAAAAAGGGGAGGCCAACCUGGUGACCAAGGAGAGGAGAGAGAACCUGAACAACAUCAAGGGCAGCUUAGAGGCUGCUCAGUUCUGGGGCUGAAGAUACUGGAGGGCAUUAUGCAGUCAAUGAAGAUUUCCUACCAGCAGCUUACAGUCAUUACACUCUGUCCCAGUGUUUCCUGAACUGAUCUGAACAGUCAUUAAAGGAGGAGGAGAACAGUUUCUAUAGACUUGCAGCAUAGACUUUAAGGUUUGGCCCUAAACAUAAAAAAACAUUAUGAAAACAUGAAUUGUAACAUGCGUCUAAGAUUAUAGACCUGAUUUGCGUACUGCCCCCUGGGAUUUAAUGAUGUCUAAUGCUGGGUCAGUGCUCUGAGCCUCAGAGUUUCCUCAGAAACUGGCCUCAUUAUGGUGACACUGGGAUGUUGCCUCUGCUAUAUUGUGUAGGAACUUAAUAAACUCUUUUUGUUGAAUUUA